AUGAUUAAUGGAUUGUCUAUGGAAAUUGGUGAUGGAAGAGGAACGAGAUUCUGGGAGGAUGUUUGGUUGCAUGGUGGGCCACUGAAAGAUACUUUUCCGAGACUCUUCUUAGUUUCAAACCAAAAAGGAUCCGUCAUAGGGGAUUGUGGAUUUUGGGACGGGUUAGAGUGGAGGUGGAAUUUCCAAUGGAGGCGUGAGUUAUUCCAAUGGGAGUUGGACAGAGAGGAUAGAGUGGUAUGGAAGUUUGAUAAACAGGGUAUUUUUUCUACUAACUCCUUUGUACAGGAAUUGCAGGUGGAAUUGCUUCCGGAGGAUAUAGCGAGUUUCAGCUUUACUAGGACUGUAUGGAAAGGUCUAGUCCCACCAAGAGUUGAAUUGUUUAUCUGGUUUGUCUUGACUGGGAGGGUCAAUACAAAGGAGAGGCUGAGUCGGUUGGGAGUGGUUAACCAAGAAGAUGUGGUCUGUGUGUUGUGUAAUAACGGUGUUGAAUUUGGUCACCACUUGUUUCUUGCUUGUGAUUUUUCUUGGCAGGUUUGGUGUGCAUGGCUAUCUUUUGUUGGAAGGCAAUGGUCAUGCUCAGGGACGCUAAAGGAACAUUUUCAGAGUUGGACUGAGUUACCAAAUAGUAAGCAGGAGCGCAAAAGGUGGAUGGUAUCCUUCUGUGCUAUAAUCUGGAAUAUCUGGCUUGAAAGGAAUAUGAGGAUCUUUCAAAAUAAAAGAAAAGGGGUUGACAAUAUUAUCCACCAGUCGUUCAUGAACUUCAAGGAGUGGCUAGGUGUGGAUCCCUUCUGUUGUUGA
Molecule: messenger RNA, 798 nt
Organism: Arachis ipaensis
Lineage: Eukaryota; Viridiplantae; Streptophyta; Magnoliopsida; Fabales; Fabaceae
Source: RefSeq, a predicted model, not a curated record